CAAACUUGCCACGUGGGCUUUUGACAUUUUAAAGGCGUCGUGUCUUCCCUUUUACCAGUUAUUUUAUUAGUAAUUUAAUGUAGUAUUUGUAGACCUUGGGUUGAUUACAGUCCAAUCGCUGCAUUCUUAGUUUAUUUAUCGUACCUGUUUAGGUAAACAAACUAUAUUCAUAAUUGCGCCUCCUUCAAGAUGUUAGGUACAAACUACUGGGUGCUUUUCUUUUGUUGCUUGCCUUCUCGAAUUCUAUCUUAAAUUACGCUCGGCUCUUGUAACACACUAAACCCGCCUUCAUUCCAUCCUCAAGAAACUUGCAUGUCUUUCCGGAUACUGUGUAUUGUCGGCUUUCCUCCAAUUAAAAGAAUCAAUAUCAUCAAUAGAGAAUGUAUCCUCUUUCGUUGCUUAGCAACUUCCUAUUUCAUUCGAAAGAUAGCCAUGGCUCCUGCCAUUUCUUCUUUGGGUCCACGUCCACUAGUCUUUUGUGGUCCAUCUGGAUCAGGAAAAUCUACACUUAUUAAACAAAUCAUGAAUGAUUUUAAUGGUGUAUUUGGAUUUUCGGUAUCCCAUACUACAAGAUCUCCUAGACCUGGUGAAAUUGAUGGGAAGGACUACCAUUAUGUGUCAAAGGAAGUUAUGGAAAAAGGAAUAUCUAAUGGAGAAUUCAUUGAAUCAGCUACCUUCUCUGGUAAUCUGUAUGGUACAAGUAAAAAAGCGGUAGAGGACGUUCAGCGCGGCAAUAAAAUAUGCAUUUUGGAUAUUGAUACUCAGGGUGUGAAGUCUAUAAGACAAACAUCUCUUAAUCCUGUUUUCAUUUUUAUGAAGCCUCCUUCAAUGGAAGUGCUAGAGCAAAGACUUAGGGGACGAAACACUGAAAGUGAAGAGAGUCUCCAAAAACGACUUCUAACAGCAAAAGCUGAGAUGGAAUAUGGAAGUGACCCCAGUAAUUUUGACAUUGUAAUUGUGAAUGACCAACUUGAUAAAGCCUAUCAGGAAUUGAAAGAAUUUUUGAUGCCAUUAAUUGAGGAAGUGAAUAAAUAGGAGAAAUGCGAAGAACAAUACAAAUUUUUAGAGAUC
Molecule: messenger RNA, 1071 nt
Organism: Daphnia carinata
Lineage: Eukaryota; Metazoa; Arthropoda; Branchiopoda; Diplostraca; Daphniidae
Product: guanylate kinase-like
Exons: 4
Coding region: 313-1035 (240 amino acids)
Biological process (GO): purine nucleotide metabolic process
Cellular component (GO): cytosol
Molecular function (GO): GMP kinase activity
Source: RefSeq, a predicted model, not a curated record